AUGCACAUGGACGCGCGAACCACCGCUGCCCUCCGCAGUCGGGACGCUCGCAUCCGCGAGCAGAACAUCCAGCUGAGCGAGCAAUACGCGCAGCUGAGCCAGCAGCAGGCCGAGGCAGUGGCCGAGCGGCGCCAGCACGCCGAAGAGGCGAGCCAGCUGGUGAGGCGCAACGUUCGCCUCGUGAAGCGCGUCAACGAGCUCGCACGGGCGAGAGAAGAAGCGGAGCGCAGCGCAUUCGAGCUUCGAGCUGAGCUGCAGCGAGUUACCGAGCUGUACCACAAUACGGAAGAACUCGCCGAGUCGCUCGAUCGCCGCCUGCGGGUCGACGACGUCCCUGACCUGGACGAGACGCGGUACGACGCUGCCGCGACGCCGACUCGCACGCUCGUGGGCUUGGAGGAGGGACUGGACUCACCUGCUGAGCCGCCCGCCACGCCGAGCUUCUCCCUGCCGACGCGGCCGCUGCGCACGUUUCAGCGCCGCGGCGGCCUCCACGCACCAGCUCUGUCACUCCUCUCGCCUCUCGUCGAGUGCAGCACGGGCGGCACGGCAGGCACGGCAGACGUGCUCAGUCCGAUUCGGCCGGCCGCCGCCGCUACUCGGAGGGGGCGCCCGGUUCACUCGCCUCUGAGCGAGCCGCGCCGGAGCAAAGAGGCGUUGCCCUCGCCGCUGCACGACCUGGCCGCCGUGCCGUCUGCAACCAUUGACCUGGCGCCAGCAAGCCGCUCUUUGCGCCUGCCCUUCACUCCGUCCAAGGCGGCGCUCUCAGCCCUGGCCGGGACCACCGUGCCGGCAACUGCAGAGGCACGGGUCCAGGUACUCGCCGACCAACGCCAGUCGGUUGGCCAGUCGCACCCUCGAGCGGUCGUCGCUCCACCACGCAAGGCAGCGAAUGGAAGAGCAGGAGAGCCCUCCCUGGGCUCAACGGCGGGCCUGCGUGAAGUCAAUCGAAACCUAUCCGGCGGUUCCCCAAAGGGGGUCGCCUUUCAGUUCCUCACCGCGUCCGAGAGCGAGCAAGACCGGUUGGCCGGGCGACUCUUCGGGCGUUGA
Messenger RNA from Emiliania huxleyi CCMP1516, 1050 nucleotides. RefSeq lists its product as hypothetical. The coding region runs from base 1 to 1050 and encodes 349 amino acids. The record is from RefSeq and is a predicted model, not a curated record. Lineage: Eukaryota; Haptophyta; Isochrysidales; Noelaerhabdaceae. The transcript has a single exon.